Messenger RNA from Onychomys torridus (southern grasshopper mouse), 886 nucleotides. RefSeq names its product potassium voltage-gated channel subfamily E regulatory subunit 3 (gene Kcne3). Gene Ontology annotation, biological process: regulation of ventricular cardiac muscle cell membrane repolarization; membrane repolarization during action potential; ventricular cardiac muscle cell action potential. Bases 239 to 556 code for a protein of 105 amino acids. The record is from RefSeq and is a predicted model, not a curated record. Gene Ontology annotation, molecular function: delayed rectifier potassium channel activity; potassium channel regulator activity; transmembrane transporter binding. Lineage: Eukaryota; Metazoa; Chordata; Mammalia; Rodentia; Cricetidae. Gene Ontology annotation, cellular component: membrane. The transcript is spliced from 3 exons.
GGGCAGGGAGCGCUGCUGUGCAUCACUGCCGCGCUCAUCGGAGACAGACCCCAGAGGCAGCACUUGGCUUUCCUGUCAACGCCAAAACUCUGGCUGUAUCCACAUCCCUGGAGAGGCCAAGGAACUGAGGAGCCGUGGGACACCCACCAGGAGAUUCUCAAAGAUGUCUCGGAGCCAUCAGAGUUCCUGUGCUAUUUGAUCGCAUUCCAGUUCUUCCUGUACCUCAAUUGCUGUUGCUAUGGAGACUUCCAAUGGGACUGAGAGCUGGUACCAGAGCCUCCAUGCUGUGCUGAAGGCUCUGAAUGCCACCCUUCAGAGUCACUUGCUCUGCCGACCUGGGCCAGGGCCAGGACCUGGGCCAGACAACCAAACUGAAGAGCGUCAGGCUAGCCCUCCUGGCCGUGAUGACAACUCCUACAUGUAUAUUCUCUUUGUCAUGUUCCUAUUUGCUGUCACCGUGGGCAGUCUCAUCCUGGGAUAUACCCGUUCACGCAAAGUGGACAAACGUAGUGACCCCUACCAUGUGUACAUCAAGAACCGCGUGUCUAUGAUCUGAUGUGAGGUGCCUGAGGAUGAUGGAAGAUUACAAUGCCUGAGGAUUGUCUUCUUGGGCCUCUAGAAUUCAGCUCUGGACCCUAUCAAGCUUCAGUGUCUCUAUCUAUAUAAGAGCAACAAGAAACUGGUAAGAGAUGUUGUCACUGGGACCAGAGAGGAGGGGCUGGUAGGUCUGGCCUUGUGGAUAAUACACUUUUUUUCCAGACAAGAUAGGCAUGAUAAACCAGGAGCCCAUGAACAAAUAUAUAAAAGUAUGGACUACUAGCAAGUAGGAAAAGAGGAAGGCAAAGGGAAAUGGAGCAGAAGACGCUCUGGACACAUACUCUUUCAA